AUGUCCUCAUCUUCCCAUCUCCUCUUGCUAUAAAUUCCACCCUUUAAGCCCUUAAAAUCCAAACUCUUUUGGAUCAAAACGCAGUUGUUUAGAGUUGCUGAGGCAAAAGGAAGGCGUUUUUGGGGUUUUGUGGGGAAUUGGAGGUGACCCAGAACAAAAAGUUGAAAGCUUUGAUGAGCAGAGAAAGCAGCAGCAGCAGCAGCAGCAGGAGGUAUUGCAGAGGGGGAAAUGGUGAUUUCAAUAAUAAUAAUGAUAAUGGGUUUGAAGGUGGCGGUGGGUGCAAGUCUUUUGGUGAGAAGUGUACCAAUUUGGUGAAGAAACAGAGGACUAAAUUUUAUAUUCUUAGAAGGUGCAUUGCUAUGCUUGUGUGUUGGAGAGACAGAGGGGAGUCUUGA
Molecule: messenger RNA, 395 nt
Organism: Cucurbita maxima (winter squash)
Lineage: Eukaryota; Viridiplantae; Streptophyta; Magnoliopsida; Cucurbitales; Cucurbitaceae
Exons: 1
Coding region: 174-395 (73 amino acids)
Biological process (GO): negative regulation of cell population proliferation
Source: RefSeq, a predicted model, not a curated record